This is a messenger RNA of Coniophora puteana RWD-64-598 SS2, 519 nucleotides long. RefSeq lists its product as uncharacterized. Lineage: Eukaryota; Fungi; Basidiomycota; Agaricomycetes; Boletales; Coniophoraceae. The record is from RefSeq and is a predicted model, not a curated record. The transcript has 4 exons. The coding region runs from base 180 to 479 and encodes 99 amino acids.
CAGCUCGCUGAGCCGAGCUAAAGCGGAGAAAAUGGGGGCCCAAAAUACGCGCCCAUAGGCUGGGUCGGGGUCUAGAAUGGAAAGGACUGUCACCCGCGAACGCAUAAGAACCUGCCCUCUGCGUUCACAAUAGUAACCCAUCUCCCGCCACCGACUCCAUUCCAGUACUACCCAACAAAAUGAGCCUCCCGUCUAGGAACACCGACUCCCCGUCGUCUCCUGCACACAGCAGCGUGGUGGACGCACCUAAUAGCUCGAUUGACAAGGAUACACUGUUUCUUCUUUUGCUUCAAGAGGAAAUUGGCCAACGUGGCGUUUCUGACGGCUACGAUGUCAAAAUCGAGUCUCCUUCAGAGACUACAGCGAGAUGGUUCCAAACAGAAACGAGUACACGCGAAGAGGAAAACGGUUCUGCCUCCCCGCGUCAAUUUGAGUUCAGAAUCAUGGUCUCCACGGAGACCAUCACAGAGACGCGCUGAAGAGCAUCGAACAAGGUGCUCAAGCAUCCGUAUACCCCAU